CAAUUGCAAAACAUUUUACCGGAACCGAUAUCAUUGCGUUCGACGAUUUGCGGAGCUCUUCAACCUGAUCUACAGCAAUUUUUGCUUUCUCAUUGUAUCACAGCGCGAAGUUUUCCUAAUCCCACUCAAGCGUGCUGCAUAUUCGAUGUACCAUCGCGGGAAUUAUGAACCUUCUCCCGUUUUCGUGAACAUCUACGUCAAGUUUCCACUAUGAGUCGCUACGUGUUCGCGCUGGUCGGCAUGACUCUGCUGGUAGCAGCUGUCUCGGCGGCGCCUGCCAAGGAACCAGAGCCAGAGGUCGACCCGUCUUCAGGUCCCACCGGCGGACUCUUGGAGGCCUUCAGAUCAGUCGGUAGCCAGUUUCAGCGCGUGGCCGACGGGUUCCCGCUGAGCUUCAACAACGCGGCCUCCCGCUUGCAGACGUGGGCUGAAGGCGCCGGCAGCACGGUGGGCAAGUCGGCCAGCGACUCCUUCCAGUUCACCAGGCAGCUCUUCAAGCCUUUGCGUAACGAAGACGUCCAGCCGCCCUCAACCACCUCUUAGAUACACGGCGAUUCCGUACAUAUCACCGUUCACGAGGCCAAAGCGCGUCGAAAACAUUCUCAAUAUCGAGGCCCGGCCGUCGCGGGUGCUGGUGACUACAACAAUUCCACAAAAAAAUAUUCAUUAAAUGACUGUUAAAUGAU
Messenger RNA from Dermacentor silvarum, 686 nucleotides. RefSeq lists its product as uncharacterized. Bases 211 to 543 code for a protein of 110 amino acids. The record is from RefSeq and is a predicted model, not a curated record. The transcript is spliced from 3 exons. NCBI's taxonomy places the organism in Eukaryota, Metazoa, Arthropoda, Arachnida, Ixodida, Ixodidae.